Molecule: messenger RNA, 2696 nt
Organism: Drosophila ananassae
Lineage: Eukaryota; Metazoa; Arthropoda; Insecta; Diptera; Drosophilidae
Exons: 3
Coding region: 433-2085 (550 amino acids)
Source: RefSeq, a predicted model, not a curated record
CGUCUUCAUUCACAAAACGCAGUCGGUGCACGGCAAGCAAGCCAAGUGGACGUGGAAGCCACCUCUCAAUCUCGUCCAGAACGGCGCAUGCCGCAUCCCCAAGUGGCUUUCGCUUUCGUGACUGCCACCGGUUCAUGAUUCGGUUUAUUUGGCCUUUCGGUUUUCGGGGCUUUCAUCAUUCAGCUUUCGGUUUCCAUUUCAACCCCGGCUGGCUUUGUUGACAAAGUUAUUGCCUUUGGCUUAAUGACUUCGUAAUUGAUUUGCAUUCGAUGUGCCGCAUUGAUUGGCAAUUGAAACGUAAGGCACCUCGACUCCUUGGCUCUCCAACGUCAACCACCAAACACUCCAUAUACCCACUCCAGCCGCCGCUUCAGUGCCCACUCAUUGUCACCGUUGCUAAUCAGGACUCUCAAGGAUAGCCUGCCGUCUGCCAUGUCGCUGUCUGUGGCCAGCCGUCGUCGCCACCAGACGACAAACGCUCCUCCGUCGUCCACGUCCGUCCACGGCUCCUCCUCCACAGCCGGUCGCUAUCAGCUACCACUGAGUGUAAGGAAGCAGCACUCCUUCAUCGAGCCAGCGUCUAGAUUCUCAACCCAGCAAAGGGGUUACCUGUCAAGGGGUCUCUCCGUGGGCCGGUCCAUCGAGAACAUCCGUCAGAAAUUGUACCCGGUCAGCCGACAGGCAUCCCUGGCCGUGGAGGAUUCUACUACGAGAAUCGGUCCUCGCAUCACUGCCUCCCAGGUACAGGGUCUGAGGCUGAGGGACAAGAGUCUGGUGGCCUGGUCAUCUACUUCGUCCUUACUGAAGGAUCAGGAAACGGAGGGGCACAAGCAGGUGGAAUCGGCGGAAAGCAAAAUCAGCGCCAAGGCGGACAAGAAUCGGAUCAACCUGAACAUAGUCCUGUCCCAGACGAUCAGGGCCACCAACGAGCGGGAGCAGGAGCUGGACCCCGAGCCGGAACCGGAGCCUGAAACGGAAUCGGACGUCCAGGCCGUGGCUCAAGUCAUCACAGAGAUCCCACUGAGCAUCUCGCCAGCACUGACCGUCCAGCGGCGUCCGCCCCUGGUCCGUGCUAUGUCCGCUCCCGUCCGCGGAUUGGACGAGACCAGCAAGGGCGUGAUAGCCGCCAGCAAGAGGAGCCAGCAGAAGCUGCGUCGACGCAAGAUCUUUACUCGCACCGCCUCCUCUUCGGUGGGCGGUGCCUCGGUUCCGGUGCUCGAUGUCAUCGGUGGUGGCGACUCCACCGGUGGCCCCGGCAGCGGAAGUGGCUCCGGCGGUAACGCCUCCAAGAAGGCCUUGAACCGCGCACGAAGUGUUGUGGCUCCGGAUGUCAUUACCCUGGUCUCCCUGUUGAGCUCCGAGGGCAGUGACUCUGAGCGGGAGGACAAUUGCUCAACGGUAGUGGCCAGUCCCCCAGCAAUCGGGGCAGAUAAACAGCCCCAGUGCCCUAAUCAGCGCAGGGCACCACUCCUAAGGAAAACGGGCAAAUCGGACAGCUAUCCGCCCACCUUUCAACUGGCCUCCAAGGAGUACUCUCACAUGAUACGCCGUGGAUCGAUAGCACCACUUGCAGCCAGGAUCCGAGCCAAUCGACCGCCCACAGCUCCACCCGUCUCCAUCUUCUUGAGCGACGUCCAGGGCAAAAUGGAGCAGCCGGCGAAGAAGGAGGGCACCGCGGAUGAGAUGCCAGCCACCAACAAUUCCCUAUCGCCAGAUGAGGCCAAAAAGGAGAACAACAACAAUGCAGCCAAUUGCGAGGAUCAACAGCAACAGGCCCCAGAUCAAAAUUAUCCGGCCUAUGUGCGUAGUUUGAAGGAACGCGAGUGCUGGAAGUUGCACCAAAAAAUGGGAGCCAAGGGUGUGAAUGUCAGCUAUGAGACAGUUUUGAGGGGCAUGCUCACACCAACCGAGUUCCGACACUACCAGAAGCAGCGCGAACAGGAGGAGGCGCGCAUCUUGGAGGAGGCCGAGGCUGCCGAAGCUGCCGCCGCGGCAGCAAUCCUCGAGAGCGGAGAGAAGGAGACACGGAAGCCGCCGGCCACGGCUAUAGAACGCCUCUCGGAGGCGCUACUCCAAAGCAAAUGAAAUCCCUUCCGGAUACCAGUUCCAGUUUCCUGGACAAUGACCAUUAAAAUGCAUUUUCCUCUACACAGAGAAAAACAGAAUAUUGGUUAUGUUGUGUCCGUUUAAUGUCCGUUUGUUAGCAAUUUCUCCAGUCUGUCAUAAUAAUUUUAAUACUUAUUGUUUUCAUCCUUAUACUAAGUUUAGAGGAAAGACCUCAAAUCUCAAAUUAUAGAUCUAACAACUUCUCUCUGUGUAGAGGACGUAGUAGUAGUCGAGCACUCGUUAAAUGGCAAUUGCACGCCGCUGAGACACAAUGAGCGUCCACUCUUUAGUUUUAGACGGAUCAUCCCAUAAUCCUUUAACCCUUAGAAACCCAAAAUCCCCAUGUAAUUUGUAUUCAGCGGGACUCAAGCUUUUGUGGACGCUGAGCCUGGCCAAUAAAUGCAAAAGCAAAUGUAUGUAGAUCCUAAAUAAAUAAAGAAAACUAGAAGUCACCGAAAUACUAACAAGUUCUGAAAAAAUUCUUUGGAUCAAAAUAGUUACACAAUUCAUGUUUCGGUUUAUUUUGAUUUUAUUUAGGAAUACAACGUAAUUUGUAUCUAAAAUUUGUAUUAAUAUAUAAAGCAACGAGU